AUGGCCACCGCGUACCAGAUCCAGGUCCCCGCGCGGGACACGGGCCUGUGGAAGUCAGAGCAGACCCAGGAAGCGGCGGACAAGGUCACCGAGUUGCUGCAGAGGGACCUCGAGCAUCACCACGUCUUCUUCAACGCGUCGGGCUUCCAUAACCAUAUCCUCCACCAGCUCCUCACCCUCUACAGCACCGGCGGCUCGCCCUCCGUCCUGCAAGCCGCCUACGACAAGAACAAGACCUACCAGAUCAAGGCCAUGGACCCGCACCCGACCGCCCUCGCCGACCUGCAGUCCGACUGGGACGCCCACGCGCACAAGUACCUCGGCAAGGGCCGCCACUACCCCGACUUCCUCAAGUUCUUCCAGGGCGAGAUCGCCCGCCGCGGCGGCGCCUGGCAGCCCGUCGUGGCCGACUUCCUCUUCGCGGACACGCCCCGCGCCACCGACAUGCUGGGCCGCCUGUUCGCGGGCUUCCUGCACCCCAUGAUCCAGCUCAUGUACGGCAUCGAGUGGGAGCAGCCCGCCGUCGUCGCGGAGGGCUUGGCCCAGGCGGCUGUGCAUGAGGACCGGCUGGGCGCGUUUCUACGGCGCGUCGAUGAGGUGGCUGCUGCGAAGGGCGAGCCUGCGCCGCCGGCGGGUGAGCAGCGCUCUGUGGCGGAGAUUUGUGAAAAGGUGCGCCGGGAGGAUCCGAAGCUGGCGACGAGUGCGCAUUGGGAGGAUCCGAAUAGGAUUUAUGAUGGUGUUAUGAAGCGGGCUCCGGAUGAGGCCGUGGCGCUGCUGGCGCAGAUACGUGUGCGGCCGGAGGACAUUGAGGAGCGCACCGUCGAGAUGAUUCACACGGCUGCGUACAUCGCCGCGGGAGCGUCCUGGAACCCGCCGUACAUUCCCAAGUUUGACUUUUUCCUCAUCCACCACCUCACCUCCGCACCCUUCUUCCUCGCCCUCAACCGCCACGACUGGGUCCCCCAGGCCGCCCGCGUCCGCCUCCUCGAGUGGAAGCUGCGCGUUGACGCCGUCGAGUACCUCGCGCGGGGCAGCCCACCCCUGCGCCUCGCCGACGCCCUCGCGUCGUACACGCCCAAAGGCGAGACGGACAGCACGCUCGUGACGCAGGCGCGCGACCUGCUGCCGCGCUUCCACGCCGUCGUCGACGACGGCCACACCAUCAAGGCGGCCCGCGCGCUGCUCCUCGCGCAGCAGGCGUCGCGCCCCUACGAGGGCAAGGGGAAGGCCUGGAUGCGGAUCGAGGGCGAGGAGGCGUGGACAAAGGUCAUGUAUAUGCUGCUGAGGAGCGUGGAGGGCGAGGAGUAUGAGUGGGUGCGCUCGGCGGGCUUUAAGGAGGCGUGGGAGGGCAUGCCCAAGUAUGAGUAA
Messenger RNA from Purpureocillium lilacinum, 1368 nucleotides. RefSeq lists its product as uncharacterized. Gene Ontology annotation, molecular function: oxidoreductase activity. The record is from RefSeq and is a predicted model, not a curated record. Lineage: Eukaryota; Fungi; Ascomycota; Sordariomycetes; Hypocreales; Ophiocordycipitaceae.